GACUGGGACGCGCAGUCAGCUACAUACUCAGUGUUAGUGUGCAAUGCACAGCUGUAUGCUUGCAUCAUGCUAAGUGUAUUUGAGCAUAUAUGGGUUAAAGGCCAGCUCGUUAACCUACAUUUAGCUGUUAGUUGUAGAUGCAUUGGAGGUCUUACUACACAUGCCUUAAAAUUCCUCCUAGAGGUUCCUAUUUUGUCCACACAUCUUAUAAAGCAUCACAGGAAUGCAGCUGGCUGGGAAAAUAUGCAGCCAAGCAAAGUCAACUCUGUAAAGAGGCUACAGAAAUAAUCAGGCCUUUCUGGUUUGUGUCAGAUUCACUUUGAAAGCAACUGGGAACAUUAAAAUGGUGGACAUUGUAGCGCAAAAAAUGCCUGCAGAAAGUGAAGUUCAUGUGGCCAGGAAUUUUCUCACGAAGAUUUUGAGAAGUUCUAUGAGGAGGAAUGAAUCUUCAUGUAGACCUCAUUCCUGGCACUCCUCAAAACCCACAGAUAACCCUACUACAGACGUCCCUAAAUCUGAACUCAACCCUGCAGCUGAACCUACUUGCCAGACACAAUAUGAUGCAGGUUCACCUACAAAAGGCUACACCAGCUGUUGGGGACAGACAAAUCUACGACAAGUGCCAUGCCAUUUCAGCUCAGUGGGAAAUAUGGAAAGUGUAGAGCCCUCAUCUCAUGCUUUCUCAAAAGAGCCAGCAUUAUCGAACAAGCUCAACGGUGUAGGAGACCACCCAGCAGUUGAGAAGGGUGUCAACAAACCUACCUCUGCAUGUAAUGCAUUUUUGUCAGGCACAACUGACCACAGUGCACCUCGGGUUAUCAUCCCUACAAAGGGUAUGUUUUACAGAGGCAGUCUGAGUGAGCUUGGAGUUUCCAGUGAUUGCCACAGAUACCUGCAGAUUCCCAUGGGCAAUGGUGGACGAGUGAGUCCCAGCGUGGAGGAUCAAGCUGGCUCUAAAUUCUCCUCCUCUGGGAGAUCAAACCAUGGGCCUGUGUGGCAUAUUCCUGAGAAUAUGUUGUUAACUAGUGCAGCUUUACCUGCACCACCUCCUCCACUGCGUAGUGAUAGUUUCACUGCCACCAGAGUUCAUGAGAAGACCUUGGUGGGGUCCUUUCCUGAAGGACAUUCUGCUUUUCCACAACAGAAAUCUCACUGUAGAGCUGUGGACCGACAGAUUGAUGACCACCAUGCCAGUGACAGAGGACAUGAAGCGAGACGUAGCUAUAACCCCGCUCCAAAGAAGGACUUUCUUCAUCCAUAUCUUUCAGUUGAGAACUACAUCCCAAAUCAGCAAAACCCUAACAAACAAUUUUCCCAUUCAAGCACUGAUGUAAGACAAGGUCAGAAUCCAUUUACAUAUGAGGUUCAGCAUCAGAGACAACAUAGCGAUGAGAGUACUUUCUCCGUGUACCCUGGUACUACAGUCACUUCCAAGACCCAGAGUGUUGGGAGCUACUACCGAAGCCUUCAAGAUUUGCCAACCAAUACUGGCAGUCUAAAUAAUGCCAGAACCUUAACAGCUUCCCUCUCAAACACAGCUUUUGAUCACAACCAUGAAGGCCAAGCUCAUUUCCGUUACUACUGCAUCACUGCCCAGCAGCCAUCCUUGGAAUCAUCUUCCUCCCCACAGGGAUGGAUGGAAGAUGAACGUGGGUCAGAAAUGGGAACUACACAAAGUGUCACAGGAAGAAGCUUUGUUUGUUCUCAGAAGUUCAUAAAGACAAAGUAUUCCCAACCAUACCUUAGUCUUCCUGAGAACAAGAGCUCCAGUGUUUACAACAAACAGCAGACCGUCGGUCCUCUUUCAACCGAAGCUGCAUCUCCUGGGCCAGGUCAUGUUAUCUCAAAGUCCAGCUCUGGGGAGAGGGAAAGAGAGUGUCAAAUGAAGAAAGAUGCAGUUGUUAGGCAGCAGCCCUCCAGGCAGGUACCAAACCACCAGGCGGAGCAGAAAAACCCUGUCUCCACUUAUCACCAAGACAAUCCAUGGAUUAUCAUGCAAGAUCAAAAGAUCUGUCCAAAGAAGACCCCCAUGUUGCACUCUUUGGCCCAGGAGAGCAAGAAGAUGGCAGAAAAAUCAAUAAUAUCUGCCAAAGUAGGAGGCAAUCAAGAAUCAACCGAUUCCAUUGGUGGCAAACAGGGAAGACGGGGUGACCGCUUUGCCACUACUCUGCGCAAUGAGAUCCAACAGAAGAAAGCGCAGCUGCAGAAAAGCAGAAGUGCAGCUACCUUGACCUGCCCAAGCGAAGUUGAGGAGGACUCUGAUAUCUGGAAGUCCAAUGAGACCUCUACAUCCUCAUCUGAUGGUUCCUUCACCAACACCUACAAGGAUCAUCUGAAGGAAGCCCAGGCCAAAGUUCUGAAGGCCACAUCUUUUAUGAGGAAAGACCUGGAGCUCCCUGGGAAUGAAGCUUCAUCUGGCCAAGCUCCCAAAAGGCUUGGGCCUGGUCAUGGCCAUGUCAUGUGCAUUGGAGGACACAAACAGUUUUCCAUGGAUAAAAAAAUACAUUCUUUCUCUGAACCGAACAAGAUCAAUGAAGUAGGAGUUGAAGAUAAACUUGGGUCCUUUUUGGACAGAUAUAAAUUCUUUGAAGGUUCCUGUAAGCUGACCCACCAGAAGCCCAUUCUAAAGCAUUCCCUGCUCAGCCCCAGUGAAGACCAUGAUAAGAGAAAGACCAAAUUAAAUGAAGAUGGUGAAAGUAACCUCAGAGCUCCCAUCAAACAGAGUAAAUCAAGCCAUUCUAACCUUAAUACUGAGGAGCAAUGGCGACUGGGUACAUUUGCUGAAUACGAGGCUAAAUGGAACCUGCAGAAGAAGCCACUGGAAAAAAGAACCACUGGUAGAUACCACUCAGCUGAAAACAUUCUGGACUCAGGCUUGGAUGAAUCCAACAGUGCCGUGUGUAUUCACGAAAGAUCUCGUUCCUCACCUUCUGCUGACAUAUAUGGUCAGAAAAUCCCUCUGUCGCCCAGAGAGUCUGCUGUGGAAUCUCCACCUGAAUCCAAGGACCAACAGGAGACCUUUAUUACCAGUGCACCUGAAAGGGAGCAUGAUCCUGUUAGCAUCUUCGAGCCUCUGGAGUUAAUCACCCUGAAUGUUCUGGAAAAAGAACACGCUGCAGCUCCUCUUCUCUCGAACCAAAGACCCAGACCCGAUUUCAGGCACCCACCUCCCCUCUUCUUACAUAAUCUCCAGGUUCCUGUGUCAGAGCAAGAACUUCCUAAAAACAAAGGGCCUGAACCACAGGGGCCUGCCCAGCUCAGAGUGGACAAACAGUUGGAAACCAUGGGCCCCUCCAGAGUCACACAGAAAGUGCAUCCCAUUGCACAGGGGAUCACAGCAGUUCGAAAUCCUUCCCCUGACCCAACUCAAGGAUCUGCAAGGCUCUGUACCUCACCUUCCCCUUCAGAGCACCUGGAGAAAGACAUUUUCUUGACUACAUCACCAGAAAAUGGUCAGAAAUCUGACAGCGGGGGGCCGUUUUCACUUUCAGGUCAAUCCUCCAUUUCUCCCCAGAGGAAUGCUGACCUGACCAUAACCUCAGCCAACAGAACAUUUUCUCCAUCUCCUCAGUUCUUUCCACAGAGACUUACUGAUGAACCACCGACAACUGUGCAGAAAAAGGAUCCACAUAGUCAUAAUACAGAGGAAACAUCAGAAAUAAACACAGAUGGGUGCAAGGUCCCCAUACAGAUCAUCUGUACAGAAAACGGUUCAGAGAGAGACAAUAUGAACUCUCUGCUACAUGGCGAAUCAUUGGGAGGCCCUGAGGUUCCGAAAACUUUCCAACCAAAACAACUAGAUUCUCCAGAGCAACUGAAGACACUGUUAAGUGCCUGUGUUCACGUGGAGACCAACAGAAAUGCUGACAGAACUUCUUCAGAACGUCAAACCAACAACGAGACCGCAUUAGAAAACACAGAGCCAGUGAGGACCAACGGUGUGACCAAGCACUCUGAAGAGGACUUGAAACGAGAGGAACUGGCCAAAGAUAUCAUGGGAAAGGAUAACAGUCUGGUGGACAUUUUGGAUCAGAGUAAGAUGAGGACCACUAUGGAUCUGAUGGAGGGAAUCUUUCCUCAAGGGGAACAGCUCCUGGAGGGGGUGCAGCUGAGGAGAAAGGCCACCUCCAAACAGACACCUCCCAAAAAUACACAGCAGAGGGUGGAGGACAGUUUGACUACAUCAGUGUCGUUAGUUAGCAGUUCUUCAUAUUACAGCACAUCGGCACCCAAAGCUGAGCUGCUUAUAAAGAUGAAGGAUCUCAAGGAGCACAUGGAAGAACAGGAUUCAGAAGAUGAACUCGAUUAUGACCUGUCCAACAAGAAGCAAGAGUUGAUCGACAGCUUAAGCAAGAAGCUCCAGGUUUUGCGAGAGGCCCGUGAGAGUCUUCAAGAGGACAUGCAGGACAAUAAUCUUCUCGGAGAGGAAGUGGAGGCCACCGUACAGACAGUCUGCAAACCAAACGAGCUAGAGAAGUUCCGCAUGUUUGUGGGGGAUCUGGAUAAAGUGGUCAGUCUGCUGCUGUCGCUGUCCGGCAGACUCGCUCGUGUGGAAAACGCCCUCAACAACCUGGAAGAGGGAACGUCAGCCGACGAGAAGAACAAUUUAACAGAGAAACGCAAACUACUGAUUCGCCAGCAUGAAGAUGCUAAAGAACUGAAGGAGAACUUGGACAGAAGGGAACAUUUAGUGUAUGACAUUCUGGCCAGUUACCUGAGUGAAGAGCAUCUUGCAGACUACCAGUACUUUGUAAAAAUGAAGUCAGCACUCAUUAUUGAGCAACGCAAACUGGAAGACAAGAUUAAACUGGGUGAAGAGCAGCUCAAAUGUCUGAAGGACAGUCUGCCACUGGAUCAGAGACUGCUGUACUGAACAAUGCUACAUUCUAUACUAAUCUAUGCUAUGCUGUAAUGGACUAUACUACACCCUGAUAAACUAUACUAAUCUAUGCUGUGCUAUACUGAACAGUUCUACACUCUAUACUGAUCUAUACUGCGGUAUACUGGACUAUAUUACACUCUGAUAAACUAUUUUGAUCUAUGCUGCACUAUACUGGACAAUACUACACUCUAUACUGAUCUAUGCUAUGCUGUACUGGACAAUACUACACUCUAUACUGAUCUGUACUGCGGUAUACUGGAGUAUAUUACACUCUGAUAAACUAUUGUGAUCUAUGCUGCGCUAUACUGGACAAUACUACACCCUGAUAAACUAUAUGAAUCUAUGCUGUGCUAUACUGAACAGUUCUACACUCUAUACUGAUCUAAACUGUGCUAUACUAGACAAUACUAUGCUAUUUACUGAUCCAUACCGUGAUAUACUGGACCAUAUUACACUGAUAAACUAUAGUGGUCUAUACGGAGAUAUAGUGGACAAUACUACACUCUGUGCCGAUCUAUAAUGCAGUAUACUGGACCAUAUUACACUGAUAAACUAUUGUGAUCUAUACUGCGCUAUACUGGACAAUACUACACCCUAUACUGUGAUACGGUAUACUGGACAAUACUACACUAUACUGAUCUACAGUCAUGUGAAAAAUAAGUACACCCUAUGGAAAUUGUUGGCUUUUUUGACAUAGUUUGACAAGGAAACAUUUGAUCCUCUUUGAAACAGAUGUUUUAGGGUUUUCUUGCAUGUACUGCACUUUUCAAAUCCCCCACAACAUUUAAUGGUAUUCAAAUCUGGGCUUUGACUAGGCCAUUCCAUAACCCUCCAUUUCUUCUUUUUGAGCCAUACCUUGGUGGAUUUGCUAGUGUGUUUAGAAUCAUUAUCGUGUUGAAAAGUCCACAUCCGGUUCAGCUUCAACUUUUGGACAGAUGGCCUCAUAUUAUCUUCAAGCACUCUUGGAUGUAAUGCAGAAUUCAUAGUUGAAUCAAUGACUGCAAGCUCCCCAGUCCCUGAGGCAGCGAAGCAACCCCAAACCAUAACUUUCCACCACUGUGCUUCACAGUUUGUAUGAGGUUCUUCUGAAAAGCUGUCUUUGGUCUGUGCUAAACGUGUGUACUGUUACUGUGGCCAAACAACUCUAUCUUUGAUUCGUCUGUUCAGAGCACAUUAUUCCAAAAGGCCUGGUCUUUGCCUAUAUGUUCACUGGCAAACUGUAGUCUUGCUCUAAUGUUCUUUUUAGACAGCAAAUGGUUUUUCCUGGCACGCCUCCCAUGCAGGUCAAAUUUGUGCAAUCUCUUUCUGAUUGAGGAUGAAUGCACUUUGACACCAACAGUUGCAAGAGGUACCUGCAGAUCCUGUGAUUAAAUUCUGGGGUCCUUGGAGACUUCUUUUUUCAUCAAACGUUCUGUUCUUGGGCUGAAUUUGCUGGGAGGGCCAGUCCUGGACAAAAGUCGUUUGAAAUCUACGCAACUUGUAGAUUAUUUUCCUUACAGUGGAAUGAUUUAUCUAAAAUAAUUUGGAGAUCUUUUUAAAUCCCUUGCCGGACUCAUAGGCAUCCACAAUCUUUUUUCUGAAGGCCUUACAGAACUCUUUAGAUCUUGGCAUGAUGACACCACACACAUCAACAGCAAAGAGAACACCAGACACUGUCUGUGAGAGGUCUAAUUAAUACAGGUUCCACCUGCACUCCCUAAGGAAGUUCUAAUCAUUGGCACCCAAUUUUGAACAUCUGAUUCUAAUUUUAUGGAUUUGAAGGUGUAAUAAAUGUAGGGGUGUACUUACUUUUUCCAUGUGACUGAUCUGUUUUUUUUUUUUUUAAUUAUUAUUAUUGUUUUUUAAAUUAUGAAAAUGACUACAAAAGGUCAAUUUUAUGUAUCAUUUGUUUGAGUAUAUCUUUAUUAAUAGGCAAUGUUUCAAAGCGCAUCAGAUGUUUGCUUGUCCAAAUAUGUCAAAAAAAGCCAACAAAUUCCAUGGGGUGUACUUAAUUUUUCACAUGACUAUAUACUGCUCUAUACUGGACAAUACUACAUCCUGAUAAACUAUACUAAUCUAUGCCUAGCUAUACUGAACAACAGUACACUCUAUACUGAUCUAUACUGCACUAUACUUGACAGUCCUUCACUAUACUGAUCUAUACUGCACUAUACUGGACAAUACUACACUCUGAUAAACUAUUGUGAUCUAUACUGUGCUAUACCAGACAAUACUACACCCUGAUAAAAUAUACUAAUCUAUACUGCACUAUACUGAACAAUUCUACACUCUAUACUGAUCUAUACUGCACUUUACUGGACAAUACUUCACCCUGAUAAACUAUACUAAUCUAUGCUGCACUAUACUAGACAAUGCUGCACUCUAUACUGAUCCAUACUGCGCUAUACUGGACAAUACUGCACUCUAUACUGAUCCAUACUGCGCUAUACUGGACAAUGCUGCACUCUAUACUGAUCCAUACUGCACUAUACUGGACAAUGCUGCACUCUAUACUGAUCCAUACUGCGCUAUACUGGACAAUGCUGCACCCUAUACUGAUCCAUACUGCACUAUACUGGACAAUGCUGCACUCUAUACUGAUCCAUACUGCGCUAUACUGGACAAUGCUGCACUCUAUACUGAUCCAUACUGCACUAUACUGGACAAUGCUGCACUCUAUACUGAUCCAUACUGCGCUAUACUGGACAAUGCUGCACUCUAUACUGAUCCAUACUGCGCUAUACUGGACAAUGCUGCACUCUAUACUGAUCCAUACUGCGCUAUACUGGACAAUGCUGCACUCUAUACUGAUCCAUACUGCACUAUACUGGACAAUGCUGCACUCUAUACUGAUCCAUACUGCACUAUACUGGACAAUGCUGCACUCUAUACUGAUCCAUACUGCGCUAUACUGGACAAUACUGCACUCUAUACUGAUCCAUACUGCGCUAUACUGGACAAUGCUGCACUCUAUACUGAUCCAUACUGCGCUAUACUGGACAAUGCUGCACUCUAUACUGAUCCAUACUGCACUAUACUGGACAAUGCUGCACUCUAUACUGAUCCAUACUGCGCUAUACUGGACAAUACUACACCCUGCUAAAUUAUUAUUAAAUAUGCUAUGCUGUAACCAGAUGUAUUUUAUAUCAGCUUGUGUGAAUUGAUUUGAUUUCUUACUAUUAGUACAAAAUCAGUUCCCAUUACUGUACAAAUUCUUUGGAAGUGCUGUGUAGAAAUGCUGUAUGCUUUUUGUAUGUCUGAUUUUCAUUAAUUCCAUUUUUCUUUAAAAUAGCUUUUAAUCAUAGUUGAAUUCCUGCUUGGAAUGUUCAGGGAUAUUCUUUAUGAAAUCUUCUGUUUUUUUUAAGGAUCUCUUUAGGUCCACAUGAAAGUUCUUUUCUACUCGAGAGUGUAAUAGUAUAUACAUGUUUAUCUAAUUUAUUUUGCUACUGAAUGACAGAUUGAGCAGUGUAUUACUGUGCUAAUAACUGAAAGGUUUCUUUGCCAUUAGACCUUGUUACAUCUGGUUCUUCUUCUUAACUAGUAGCAAACUGCACAUUGAAUAGCUUGAUAUCUUCUUUCCGAUCCAGACUGAAACGUUUUUAAAGCUCAUUCUGACAUUUGUUUCUUACUUCCUGAAAUAAUCAUAAAUUUAUGGGAAGGAGCUUUAGAUAUGGACUGAGUUGUAUUCCAGAAUAUCCAAUUAUAUAUUUGUGGUGGAUAUUUCUGCUAUUCCCUUCUCACUGUGAACAAAAAUAAUGUGAACUGUAUAAACAACAAAACAUACUGGCAAGCAAAGUAUUGUUCAUAGACAAUACUGCAGUGUACUUACUCAAUUAAAUGGAAUGAAAACAUA
Myxocyprinus asiaticus (Chinese sucker) is the source of this 8714-nucleotide messenger RNA. RefSeq names its product protein Shroom2-like. The transcript is spliced from 10 exons. The record is from RefSeq and is a predicted model, not a curated record. Bases 344 to 4873 code for a protein of 1509 amino acids. Gene Ontology annotation, cellular component: apical junction complex; adherens junction; apical plasma membrane. NCBI's taxonomy places the organism in Eukaryota, Metazoa, Chordata, Actinopteri, Cypriniformes, Catostomidae. Gene Ontology annotation, molecular function: actin filament binding. Gene Ontology annotation, biological process: actin filament organization.